Molecule: messenger RNA, 633 nt
Organism: Cyclopterus lumpus (lumpfish)
Lineage: Eukaryota; Metazoa; Chordata; Actinopteri; Perciformes; Cyclopteridae
Gene: il34
Product: interleukin 34
Exons: 7
Coding region: 1-633 (210 amino acids)
Biological process (GO): positive regulation of monocyte differentiation; positive regulation of cell population proliferation; positive regulation of protein phosphorylation
Molecular function (GO): macrophage colony-stimulating factor receptor binding; cytokine activity
Source: RefSeq, a predicted model, not a curated record
AUGGUCCAACUGUCUACUUCAGUCUACCUGCUGGGAGGCCUUUUGGGCCUGUUUCCGCUAUCACCUGUUCUAAUGGCCCCGACACCAGCCAGCAUGUGCACACCCUUGAGGACGCUCAACGACAGCCUCAGCCACAGGCGACGGUACAUGAAGCACAACUUCCCCAUCAACUACACCAUCAGGGUUCAUCAUAAGGAAAUCUUUAAACUGUCAGACAUCAACAGCAUGAGGUUACAGGUGGAGUGGUUGGAUGAACUGGUUCUCCAGCGGUUGUGGUUCCAGGUCAACCAAGGCGUGUUAAAAAAGAUCAUCAGAGUUAUGCCAGAGAGACACCCUUCACGUCCAUACACCACUGAGUUGGAAAGACGCUUUAGGGAUGCGGAGGGGGUCUUUGUACAGUCACAUCCCACUGAGGUGUUCCAGCAGGAGCUUCCAGAGACUAUCCAGGACACUUGGGAUCAUUUAACAGAAGAAACUGACAGAGUGCCAAAGUCCAGCUGGCGAUUUGCUUCACCGAAGUUUCUCCUGGACAACUUCUGCCACACCAUGCACUGCCUCUUCAGUGAGUGCUUUGCCAGCACAGAAGGGCAGCAGGACUACUGUGCUGUUUUCCAUUCGAGGAAAGGCAGAUAG